CACACACACACACACACACACACACAGACAGAGGACGGAGGACAGGUGGAGGUGUGGACAGGUAGAACACACCGUUUAGCUCACUUUACCUGCAGACCAGGUGAGAGGCAGACAGGACAGAGGACAGGUGGAGGUUCGGACACAGAGUGAAGCUCAGUUCACCUGCAGACAGGUGAGACAGGGAGGACACCGAGGGGACACCGAGGGGACACCGAGGGGACACAGAGGCAGGCUGGAUCCACAGUAUGCUGAGGGAGUCCCCUCACCUGGAAAGAUGUACGUGAGUUACCUGCAGCUGGACAAGGACCCCGCCAUGUACCCGCACCAGACCCCGGUGACCCGCCACCCGGGCCUCAGCCCGCAGAACUUCUCGGUCCCGGCCCCGCCGCAGUACUCAGACUUCUCCGCCUACCACCAUCACCACCACCACGGCAUCAACAACGACCCUCACCCGUCUCAGCAGCCCGGCCCGGGGCCCGGCGGCUGGAGCUCGGCCUACCCGCCUCCUCCUCCGCCGGCCCGGGACGACUGGUCGUCCCAUCACUACGCCGCAGCCGCCGCGGCCGCAGCCGCCGGGGGGACUUCCGCCGCCUCCACCGUGCCCGGGGUGGUGGGUCCUCCUCUGGGCUUCAGUCCCCCAGAGUUCCCCGGACAGCCGUCCGCGCUGCUGCCCGCGGCCCUGAACGCCUCAGCGGGGCAGCUGUCCCCCGGAUCCCCGCAGAGGAGGAACCCGUACGACUGGAUCCGCCGGAGCUCCGCGCCGCCCACUAACCCCAAUGGAAAGACGCGGACUAAGGACAAGUACCGGGUGGUUUACACGGACCACCAGCGUCUGGAGCUGGAGAAGGAGUUUCACUACAGCAAAUACAUCACCAUCAGGAGGAAGGCGGAGCUCGCCACAUCGCUGGGUCUGUCAGAGAGACAGGUGAAGAUCUGGUUCCAGAAUCGUCGGGCCAAAGAGCGCAAGAUCAACAAGAAGAAGCUCCAGCAGCCGGCCUCCUCCACCACCACACCCACGCCUCCCACCGGCAGCAACGGCAGCGGAGGAGGAGGUGGCGGCGGCCUGCACGGAAAUGGCGGGAACAGCGUCGGCAUGGUGACGAGCAGCAGCGGCAGCAACGGGCUGGUGUCGCCUUCCUCCCUGCCUCUGAACAUCAAAGAGGAGUACUGAGAGGAGGAUACGAGAUGUUUCAUCGGAUGCUGGCGUUGGGGAUCUGGACUAAAAAAAUUCUCCCCGAUGGACUGAGAAACUGUUUUCAUCACCUCCUGCCGCGUUUCUGUCGUCCUCUUAAAGCUCGUUGACAGUGUGAGAAAAUAUCGUUGGGCGACGUCACCGACAGUUGCAGAUGAUUGUGGUCAGAUGUUUGCUUGCUGGGACGUCAGCCUGGUUGCACGUUAACAGCUAACUGUUUGACUGCAACGAGUCCAAAUCACUGCGGACUUUUCUCCAAACUUUUCUGCUGAACGUGAUAUUCUUGUUUCCAUCUGAUGGAACGAUGCAGCUGUACAACUCAUGUAGCUUCAGUAAAGAGCUGCAGCGAGCAGACGAGACGAUACUGUCAGACAGUGUGAAACAUAUCUUUGUUUUUUAACUCUAAAGCUACUUAAUUCAUGAUGUUCAGGGUAAAUCAAGUUUCCAGAUAUUUGUUUUUUGCUUGAUGAUGAUGAUGCAUUUAAAAAAAGAUUUAUUCUGCCUCUUUCAGAAAUGUUUUCUCACCCACAGAGGAAAAUAAAGUCAUGUGACAGC
This is a messenger RNA of Epinephelus moara (kelp grouper), 1747 nucleotides long. It is a transcript of the gene cdx1b, whose product is annotated as caudal type homeobox 1 b. Bases 275 to 1171 code for a protein of 298 amino acids. Gene Ontology annotation, biological process: animal organ morphogenesis; embryo development; regulation of transcription by RNA polymerase II. NCBI's taxonomy places the organism in Eukaryota, Metazoa, Chordata, Actinopteri, Perciformes, Serranidae. Gene Ontology annotation, molecular function: DNA-binding transcription factor activity, RNA polymerase II-specific; RNA polymerase II transcription regulatory region sequence-specific DNA binding. The transcript is spliced from 3 exons. Gene Ontology annotation, cellular component: nucleus. The record is from RefSeq and is a predicted model, not a curated record.